AAUCAUAGUCUAUCUAAGGACUUUGACUGCCCAAGAUGAUUACAUAAACCGUGCAAUAUCCAAUUGCGUGUAUAUGUUUGACAUAGUCCUCAGUGCACAGGUUAAAAUAAGAAAGACGAAUUCAAAGAGAAAAGGAUACUAAAGCAUGGAAAGUCAAACAAUAAGGCAGCUACGACAAAACGCCGAUGAAAUAUCCAGAAUACAAAACGGAAUGUUUCAGAAGCAAUGUAUGUUAUAUAGUUGGUCAAUUGCAGGUAACAUUAGCAGUAUACUAGCUACAUAUACAGCUGGUAGAUCACUUGACCUACUUUCAUCACUAUUAUACAUUGGUAGAUACGUAGUACUUUUAUUCAGAUUACGUCCACUGGAAAAAGAGAUAACAUCUUCCGAAGACGAAAUUGACCACAUUUUCCAUGAAGCGAGAGUAAUAGCUGAACUGAACGACUCGGUAAAUGCAGGCCCUCUAAAAGAUGGAAAAUCCUCAUUACGCUGUUCAUCUCUAUUAUUAUUUGUGUUGGAUCUUCUGCAAAGAAGGACCGGGUCGACCAGAAACAAAGCUAUUGAUGUUACAGAAGAUUCCAAUCGUCUAUUUCGCGGUAUUCCUGCUGUCAUUUUCGCUAUUGGGCAACAAAAGAAGGAAAUUGAACAUCUGCCACCAAUGUUGCAAAACAUAAAGGUGGUUAUUGAAGAUAUGGGCAGGAAGACAGCCGAAGUGGUAAAAGCAGUACCUAACGUUAGAAUACCAGAAGACAAACCAAUACCAGAGGCGUUACUUAAUAGGAAAAUAGAAAUUAAACCACACUCUACGUUCUCUGAACCCGAACGUCACAAGAAAUAUCCUGAUGUUUCAAGUAAAAUUGAAACGGCACGAAAACACAAGAGAGACUUUCAGCGAAAUGCUUUUGGCACAGUGAAAAGAGCCAGAAAAUGUUUACAAGCAAGCGAAGAGGCGAAAACUUUACCAACAUACCAACUUAUAAAAACUCAGAGCAAAAAUAUUGGACUUCUUAACGAAAUGCAGGAAUGUCUGAAGGCAAUUGAAAGUUUUGAGAAUGAAACUAAACAACUUCAUCUCAAAAAUGAAAAAAAUCAGCAUUCUGUGGCUACACACGUCACAAAAAUACUCCAUGCAGCAUCAGAUGCAUUCGAUAAUUUGAAUAAAUUUGAUGUAGAUAUCAAAUCUAAGCUAGAACAGCCGAAUGUUAGAGAAACGGCAAAAAGGGUUCAGGAGCAAGCAGAAGAAGGCGGCCGUGUAAGUAAGUUUGUAAAUGAUGCAGUAAGUUCCAUGACGCAAGCAAAUCAAGCAAUGAAUGAUGUUGAAAAAGAAUCUACUUCUUUUUUUCGAUCGGGGAUAAAGGCCAAUAAGAUUUUACCGUCCGUAGGAAAUACAGAAGAUUGGGAAGACAGAGGUGAUCGCUUAGCAAUGUCUGUUGAUGAGCUAGCAAAACAUGCUCAUUGCAUUAAGGAAAAUCCUGAAAAGAUAAUAAACGGCAGUUUUACAAACAACAAACCCGCGCUUGUAUCGCAAACGACAGAAGUUGCAAAAGAGUCGUUAGAGAUGUCUGAUAAGGUUUUAAGAGUCUUAGACCAAGAAAAUGGCAGUCGAAAUUCUCCGGGUCAGUUUCGCGUUUUAGAACGUGUCUUUCACCGUGUAUGGCCAGGAUGUGAACACGACACGGACAUACAACAAACGACGAUGGAAAUACGUUCCGAAGCCCAAAAACUCCGCUCGAAAAUCAAUGAACCUGAUGAGUCAGCCAACGAGUUUAAUAAGUUGUCAUUCGUGAUAAACGGUUUAGCUAUAAUAUUUGACCUGUACAAAUUUUUUACGCUACGUAGAACACACCCAAAAGAGGCGUGGUUGCGUGAAGAAAUUGAAAGAAUCAUUAGAAACGACAAUGUAGCGGGUAGAAGGAAUUAAAACUGAUGGUAUUGAAAAGAAUUGCAUUUAUAGUCGUCAUUUUCCAAACAUAUAAAAAAAUGUUUAAUUUCUGGAUGCAGAUGCGUAUUUACUUACUAAUUAUCAUCCUCCCACAAGAGCAAAGGUCUCCAAAAGCAGCAACUCCGUUUGCAUUAUGGUGAGCAAGCAAUUUUCGUCUGUAUCUUUUGACUUCUGUUUGAACAAUGUCCUUCUACAAUGCAUGAAAACUGCGCAACCAAACAUGUAUACAUGAACAUGUCAAUAUAUUCAUCAUGGUGAAAAAAACACGUCCAUUUAAAGUUCCACAAAGCUUGAAUUUUUAUGUUUAAAAUAUAUAAUGCAGCCGUCCAGAUAAAUAUUUUGCAUGCUUAGAAAAGGCACUACUUCCAAUAUUGCACAUGAAGUUGUACCGUACGAACCACAAAGGGUAGUAAUCAGAAUUAUGGAUUGAGUAAUACUUUCUACUAUACUAACUCAUAUUCAGAUGUAGGACAUUGUAUGAGGUAAAAAUUAUCGAAAAUAGGAAUUAAAAAGAAAUUAAUAUUUUUCAUGUUCGUAGCAAAAAGUAUGACAGCAAAGUUAUAAUCAAAGAAUUAUGUGAAAUAAACAUUUGCAUGUUGUAUUACUUGUAAACUUUGCAACAUAGCUUGUAUACAUGUACAUAAUAUUAUAGUCAGGAUAGUAAAUACGUCAGUUGAAACAUUAACAUGUUGUAUUACUUGGUAAAUGUGCUACAUAACUUGUAUACGUGUACAUAAUAUUAUAGUCAGGAUAGUGAAUACGUCAGUUGAAACAUUAACAUGUUGUAUUACUUGUUAAAUGUGCUACAGAACUUGUAUACAUGUACAUAAUAUUAUAGUCAGGAUAGUGAAUACGUCAGUUUAAACAUUUGCAUGUUGUAUAUCUUGUAAACCGUGCAACAGAACUUGUUUACAUGAUCAUAAUAUUAUAUACAAUAUAGUGAAAUACGUUAGUUGAAACAUUUACGAUGUUGUAUUACAACCAGUGCAAAAGAAAAAAAAGAAAAGAAAAAAAAACUUGUAUAUAUGUACAUAAUAUUAUAUUCAGGAUAGUGAAAACGUCAGUUGAAACAUUUGCAUGUUGUAUAACUUGUAAACUGUGCAACAGAACUUGUUUACGUGUACAUAAGAUUACAUUCAGGAUAGUGAAAUAAGUUAAAGGAAACAUUUGCAUGUUGUAUGAUUUGUUAACUGUGCAAAAGAACUUGUUUACAUGUUCAAAAUAUUAUAUUCAAGAUACUAAAAUACAUGUGUUGAAACAUUUACGAUGUUGUAUUACAAACAGUGCAACAGAACUUGUAUACAUGAACAUAAUAUUAUAUUCAGCGUGUUACAUGUUAAAAAAACAUCUUAUAAUUUAGAUAAUUUAUAAAGGUUUCUAUGCUGUUAUAGAGUCUGGAGUCUAGUAAAUUUGCCUGUUCUAUUGCUUGUAAACUGUGCAAAAAAAAACUUGUAUUAUUAUACAUGAGCAUAAUAUUAUAUUCAGAAGAAUGAAAUACGUGUAUUUAACAUUUGCAUGUUAAAUUAAAUACAUGAUAUAAUGUUGAUAAUUUGUGAAGGUCUCUAAGUUGUUAUUGAGUCUGGAGUCUGGUAAAUUUGCAUGUUGUUUUGCUUGUAAACUAUGCAAAAGAACUUGUAUACAUGUACAUAUUUUCAAAAUCAGGAUACUAAAAUACGUCCAUUUAAACGUUUGCAUGUUAAAGUAAAAACAUGUUAUAAUGUAGAUAUUUUGUGUAGGUUUCUAAGUCGUUAUGGAGUCUCGGGUCUGGUAAAUUUAGCAAUUAUUUCAGUCUUAAAUGCAACAGGUAGAUACAUUAUAGAUAUAAUUUCAAAGCAAAUCUAGCAAGUAUGAAGAAGCAAAAAGUGUCUUGAUUGUUUUAGAAACAUGUCCGAAUUAUUAUGUUUCGAGUUUUAGAAAUCUAAAUAAAAGGGAAGUGUAU
This is a messenger RNA of Mercenaria mercenaria, 3881 nucleotides long. RefSeq lists its product as uncharacterized. Lineage: Eukaryota; Metazoa; Mollusca; Bivalvia; Venerida; Veneridae. The coding region runs from base 146 to 1921 and encodes 591 amino acids. The transcript is spliced from 2 exons. The record is from RefSeq and is a predicted model, not a curated record.